Molecule: messenger RNA, 192 nt
Organism: Clunio marinus
Lineage: Eukaryota; Metazoa; Arthropoda; Insecta; Diptera; Chironomidae
Source: the annotation of a GenBank genome assembly
AUGGCCAAAUGGGGUACACCUAGAAAUCGUGGCAAAUCUUGGCACACACAUUUGGAAAGAAUGAAUGGAAGUGUAAGGGAAAAAGUUCUUUCUCAAUUUCAUGAACAGUCGGAAGAUGAAGGUCGAAAAAAGGGAAAGCAGAAAUUUCGUACACUUCAUGACAAUAAAAAUAAUAUUAAAGGGAGGAUUUGA